Molecule: messenger RNA, 796 nt
Organism: Gasterosteus aculeatus aculeatus (three-spined stickleback)
Lineage: Eukaryota; Metazoa; Chordata; Actinopteri; Perciformes; Gasterosteidae
Product: gamma-crystallin M3-like
Biological process (GO): lens development in camera-type eye; visual perception
Molecular function (GO): structural constituent of eye lens
Source: RefSeq, a predicted model, not a curated record
UGAUGCAUAAAAGGCAGCGCGCCAGUGGGCAGAGCAGCAGAAAUCAAACGGCGUGACCAUGAGCGCAAAGAUCGUCUUCUUCGAGGGGAGGAACUUCCAGGGCCGCUCGUACGAGUGCGUCGGCGACUGCUCCGAGAUCAGCUCCCACCUGAGCCGGUGCAGCUCCUGCCGGGUGGAGAGCGGCACCUUCAUGGUGUACGAGCGGCCCAACUACACUGGCCAGCAGCACCUCCUCACCCAGGGGGAGUACCCGGAGUAUCAGAGCACCAUCGGCUUCGACGACUGCAUCCGCUCCUGUCGCAACGUCCCCGCGCACCAGGGACCCUUCAAGAUGAGGAUCUACGAGGGGGCGAACUUUGAGGGGCAGAUGAAGGAGCUGACGGAGGACUGCGACUCCAUCCAGGACCACCACCACAUGUCGGAGAUGCAGUCCUGCAACGUGAUGGAGGGCCACUGGCUGAUGUUCGAGCAGCCCAACUACGAGGGACGCAUGUUCUACCUGAAGCCCGGGAAGUACAGGGACCUGACGGAGAUAAGCAGCGACGACGUGAGGUUCAACUCCAUCAGGCGCAUCACAGAAUCGUUCAUAUCCAACCAAUAGGUUUGGCAGACGCGUUGUUUAAUUAACAUUAAAAAGACGUCGAAGUGAGAGGCACGAGCAAGGAGCCUGGUUUUUAUUCUGAAACUGUGAUUUGUGCAUCGUUUGCAUGUAGUUCCAGUUGUACUGUGCAAUCCAGCCACGAUUCAUUUACCUCCAAAACUGUGUGACGCGCGCAAUAAAAGCAUUUGGUGCACA